CGCUCAUUGCGCAGGGACAAUGACAUGUUCUACUCUGGAGCUCUCAGCCAAUCAGAGAGCGUCAACAUUUAAAGGGCUAUUAAGAAACGGGCAAAACGGCGGAGUGCGGAGCCCGCAUCUCAUUUCUUUCCUGUUGUUCACUGCUUACGAGUUACGACACAAUAACUGCUUCCACUGGACUUUCUUGAAGACGAGAUUGGAAUGCUACUUUUUUCCAGCAGACAUCAGGACAUGUGUGAUUGUGUGGACGCGCUCCGUUAUCCGCUGCACUUGUUGCUCUGAGAAGAACAGGCUGAAUCUAACGGACUGAAGAGACAUACACCGCUACCGCUCAAACAUACGAGUUAUUCGGCGUGUUUUCAUUUCGCAGGUAGGCAGUUUGUUUAGGAGAUCAACUCUGUGGUGGAUUAUUUACAAUCAUACGCUUAUAUUAAAUUAGUUAGCUACUUUAUUUUAUUAGCCGUUAUUUUCGAAUAUUCAAGCGUGUCUGUCUGUCGUUCACAGAUCUGCUCUUUCUAAACUCGCGAUCAAGAUGCCGGUGUUAAUGAGUCCUGAAAUAGCGAAUAAAUUCAAAGAGAAAUGGCUGAUGCUUCAUCCGGAGGAUCAGGAUAAUGUCAGCGGCUCUGUGCACUUUGACGACAGUCUCACUAGUCUGCACUGGCUGCAGAACUUCUCCAUCCUCAGUGCCAACCCCGAGAGGACUCCCAGCUCCGGCUGCCACCCGCAACACCUCUUUUACUACAAAAACCAGCUGGGGGGUACCGACUCGCCCUCCAGUCCACCUGCCGGAGAUACCGCCGCCACAGGGAUGCCACAGACACCUGGGAAUCCCACAACGUCCUGCAGCAGUUUGGCCAAUCCAUACGCGCUUCAGCAAGCCGGACACUACAUAACGGGGCAAACAAACCCGGCUGAGGAGAUAGACUAUAAAACAAACCGCCACGUGAAGCCACCCUAUUCAUAUGCCACUCUGAUUUGCAUGGCAAUGCAAGCCAGCAACAAGACCAAAAUCACCCUGUCAGCCAUAUACAGCUGGAUCACCGAGAACUUCUGCUACUACAGAUACGCAGAGCCGAGCUGGCAGAACUCAAUCCGCCACAACUUGUCCCUGAACAAGUGCUUCAUGAAAGUGCCCAGGCAGAAAGACGAGCCAGGAAAAGGAGGCUUUUGGCAAAUCGACCCUCAGUACGCUGACAUGUUUGUGAAUGGCGUUUUCAAGAGACGGCGAAUGCCUGCCACAAACUUCAAUACCCAGAGACAAAGCAAAAUGCUUUCCUCCCCGAGCUCCUCGUACACCUCCCAGUGCAACCAACAAAUGGGCAUGGGCCACUUCCAAGGAAACAAACGCAAGCAAGUCUUCCCCAAACGCGGGAACAAGCUAGCCCGUAUCUCCAAGAGCCCUCUGUUAACCAGUGACAUCAAAACCUCAGACGUCCUGAGAGGAGACUUUGACCUGGCGUCGGUUUUCGAUGACGUCCUAAGUGGGAAUGACAGCACGUUUGAGGAUUUGGAUAUCAACACAGCUCUAAGCUCGCUAGGAUGCGAAAUGGAGCCGUCUUCCCAGAUCCACAACCAGUCUGGUUAUAGCAACGAGGAUGAGCAGGCUUGUGCUUACCUGGAGGCCAACGGCAUUAUUGGAUGCAACAUGGAGGACUUCCACCACCAGCAGCACCACCAGCAAGCACAGGUCCACCCGCAAUAUUACGAGGGGAUGUUCUCGGAUCAGCAGAAUCAACAACAUCCUUGGGAGAUUAAAGAGGAAGCCCAGCCAGUCCCUCUUUCGUUGGAUCACGGCUAUGCGUUUUGUGAGGGAUUCUUCUCAGAGAUGCAACUUUGGGAAAGAGGAGAGUCAUAUAUGUGAACGCAUGACAUAUACACGCACUGUCUUUGCUGGUCUGAAGAUCUACUGACUCUUGUUUUGCUACAUUAGCAUAAUGAAUUACAGAAGUUACCUGUAAUUAUUAUUCUUUGUACUUCUUUUUUGCAUUUUUUACCAGUUGGUUUAUAAUCACUAUUGAUCUUUUGAUUUUAUUGUCAUUUUUCUUAAGAUGAAUACACUUUGUUGACAAAUGUAGUUGUGUAGGAUAGUGGCAUUUUAUUCCUGUAUUGAUUAAUUGAUCUAAUAUAUUCAUUUUAGUUUACUUUAUAUUCUAGGCGAUGCUUUAUAUACAUACGUCUAACAUUAAAAACGAAAUACACUAUGACAUUUUUGAGGGAAAAGGGAUGCAACAAGCCGAAAGUGCUCCGCAAAAUCAAUUCCAGAGACAAAUAAACGCACAAGCACUUUGAAACAUAAGCUCAGUUUGUUGCCCUGCGAUUUAGCCUCAUCGUUUAUUUUCUCUCUUUAGUAAGGAUAUUCCACUGGAGAGUAAAGUGUCCCGUGAGAGCCCUCGUACGUUUCAGAAUGUAAUGCAUUAGUUUCAGAUUUACCAUGAAGUGUGGGUGGCCAUCUCACGACGCAGUGACUGUUCUAGAAGUGUACUUGUAUUGAUUCUUUGAGAAAUGGACUAAAACAUGCAACGUGAAACAAAAUAUAUUCUGUACUUGAAUAAAAAGAUCAAUCUGUACAA
Messenger RNA from Danio rerio (zebrafish), 2570 nucleotides. The record is from RefSeq and is a predicted model, not a curated record. Lineage: Eukaryota; Metazoa; Chordata; Actinopteri; Cypriniformes; Danionidae.